Messenger RNA from Armigeres subalbatus, 5241 nucleotides. RefSeq lists its product as uncharacterized. Gene Ontology annotation, molecular function: zinc ion binding; aspartic-type endopeptidase activity; nucleic acid binding. Bases 1 to 5241 code for a protein of 1746 amino acids. Gene Ontology annotation, biological process: proteolysis; DNA integration. The transcript has a single exon. Lineage: Eukaryota; Metazoa; Arthropoda; Insecta; Diptera; Culicidae. The record is from RefSeq and is a predicted model, not a curated record.
AUGGAGAACAUCCAACGACUCGUCCGCCGUCGUGGCGCAGCAAAAGGUAAGGUGUCUCGCAUCCUCAAUACUAUCCGCCCAGAUGGGGAUGAAGUGGUUCAGCUGACGGAAGCUGAGGUAAAGGUCUAUAUGACGAAGUUGGAAGCAGCCUAUAAGGAGUACAACGUUGCUCACGACCAAAUCAUGGAUGUAGUUUUGACUGAUGACUGCGAACAGCAUGAGCAACAGUAUGAGGAGUUUGACAUCAUUCACGAUACUGUUUCCAUUUUGUUGGAGGAACAGCUCACUAAGCUCGAUGCUAACAAGAUGGCCGCAAACGUCGUCGCAAGGAUAGGUAACCAGAACCAACAAGCACCGGUUGUUAUCCAUCAACCGCUUCGCAUGCCGGUGCCCACAUUCGAUGGCCGGUAUGAAAGUUGGCCGAAGUUCAAGGCCAUGUUCAAGGAUCUCGUGGAUAAGGGUCCAGAUCCGCCAGCAGUGAAGCUAUACCAUCUGGAUAAAUCCUUGGUCGGAAGUGCAGCUGGUCUGAUUGAUGCCAAGACCAUUAACGAGGGCAACUACGCCCACGCGUGGCAAAUCUUGGAAGAGAGGUUCGAGAAUAAGCGCCAUGCCAUCGACUCUCAUGUGAACGGUCUGCUGAAUCUGAAGCGUAUGGUGAAGAAGAGCCAUUUUGAGUUACGGGCUCUAGUGGAUGAGUGCAGCAAACAUGUUGAAGGUCUUAAGUUCCUGGAGCGAGAGUUCGAAGGAGUAGGAGAGGAUUUCGUCAUCCAUCUACUGGCAGCUGCAUUGCACAACGAUGUGCGUCAUCUUUGGGAGUCAACCGUUAAGCAUGGAGAGCUGCCCGACUACGAAGACAUGCUGGUGUUCCUGAAGGAACAGACCUUCAUCCUGGAAAGAGUCGAGGCUAGCAGUCAGAAGUCAUAUUCGGCUUCAGUUAGGGCUGUUUCUGUAACGAACAAGUCGUCGGUGCAGAAAUCUCAUGCAGUUGUGUCUUCGAGCGAGACAGAAACGAAAUGUGAAUUUUGCGGAAAAUCACAUGCUAAUCAUAGCUGCGCCGACUUUAAAUCCCUCACUGUCCCGCAAAGAUUGGUCAAGGUUCGAGAACGAAAUGUUUGUUUCAAUUGUCUACGCAGAGGUCAUCGGAGUGUCGAUUGUUCGUCGGAAAAAUCGUGCCAAAGAUGCAAACGUCGGCACCAUACUCUCCUUCAUGCUGAGGAAAAACCCAAGCAAGUUUUGGAAUCAUCAAUUAAGCCGACUCCGAAGCUAGCAACAGAUCAAGAGGGCCCGUCAACAUCAGCAACACCGACGACUGCAUUGUGUUCCAGUUUGGCAUCUCGUACGCAGCAAGUGUUGCUGCUUACAGCGGUAGUGGACAUCUUGGAUAGAAACUACCACCCCCACCCAUGCAGAAUUUUACUGGAUAGUGGUUCCCAAGUUAAUUUGAUAUCUCGAGCAGCAGUAAAUUUGUUGGGUUUGAAGCUGGGUUCGUCGAACAUCACGGUCUUGGGGGUGAAUAACACGAAGACUCAUUCAUCCAACUGUGGUGUGGUCAAUCUGUCGUCGAGGUACAAUGAUUUCCAUGCAAACGUUAAGUGUCUGGUAACUGACAAGGUGACAUCGGAUUUGCCAACAUCGGUCAUCAAUGUCAGCGCGUUGGAGCUUCCCGUUAAUGUUCAGCUAGCUGAUCCGACAUUUUCCAACUCAAGUAAGGUAGAUAUGCUACUGGGCAACGAAUGGUUCCUUAAGUUGUUGUUGCCUGGUGAAAUAGCAAUGGGUGACAGUCUGCCAAUUUUGCGUGAGACCCAAUUUGGCUGGGUCGUGGGUGGUGUGUUCGAUGACGGUGCGUUUCCAGAUGAAGCGGUUCACACGCACACAGUCACCAUGGAUGAAUUAAGCCAUUCCAUUCAACGGUUUUGGGAAGUCGAAGACGUUGCAGAUACAGAAGAAUGUGGUAGUGAAGAAGCAGAAUGUGAAGAACAUUUCCGAGAGACUCAUCGAAGAGAUGCAUCUGGGCGAUACAUCGUGGAGCUGCCGCUUAAGGAAUCCGUCAGCGAAUUGGCUGAUUCUAGGUCGUUGGCGCUGAAGAGAUUUUAUGCACUUGAACGAAGACUUUCGUUGCAUCCAGACUUGAAACAGCAGUAUCAGGAUUUUAUGGCUGAGUACGAGAGUCUUGACCACUGCAAGGAGGUUGAUGUACGCAAGGAUUCGCAUGAUAUCCUCAAGUGGUACUUACCACAUCAUGCUGUUUUGCGGCCUUCAAAUACAACCACUAAGUGUCGUGUUGUGUUUGAUGCGUCUGCCAAGGUAGCUGGUCGGUCACUCAAUGACGUAAUGAAAAUUGGUGCCAUAAUCCAAAGUGAUUUGCAAUCCAUUGCUCUUCGGUUUCGUUUCCCGUUAUUCGUGCUGGCUACUGAUGUGGCCAAAAUGUACCGACAAGUUCUCGUGGAUCAGCGACAUACACCGCUUACUCGUGUGUUCUGGAGAAAUAGUUCCACCGAUCCACUCCGUGUCCUUGAGCUGACAACCGUAACUUAUGGUACGGCGUCUGCCCCAUUCUUGGCGACACGGGCACUACUGCAACUGGCCAUCGACGAAGGCGCAAAGUAUCCUCUGGCUGCUGACAUCGUUAAGAAUAGUUUUUACGUGGACAACGCUUUGUUCGGUUUCGAUGAUUUGGGUGAAGCAAGCAAAGCCCAGACGCAGUUAAUUGAUAUGCUUGGAACUGGUGGAUUUCCUCUGCAUAAGUGGGCUUCCAAUAAUCCUACGCUGUUGGAGCGGAUUCCUGAGAAUGAGCGGGACGAAUUGGUCAGCAUCGACGAAGGUGGUAGUGCAGUGAUUAAAACGUUGGGCCUUAUGUGGAACCCAGAUUUGGACGCUCUGCAGUUUGUGUCUCUCUCAACAGUAAGUAAAAGUAAUACAACGAAGCGACAAGUGCUGUCGCUCGUGUCCAGAAUGUUUGACCCUUUGGGUCUGGUGGCGCCGGUUAUUCUAAUUGGCAAACUUCUAAUGAAGAAUAUCUGGAAGGAAGAGCUAGAGUGGGAUGACGAGCUCACAGGUGAACUGAAGAAACAUUAUGAUAAUUUCCUGAAUGCGUUAAGUGGUGUUACGAAUCUGCGAAUUUCUCGUCACGUGGUGGUCACUGGGGCCAUUGCUUUUGAGCUGCAUAGGUUUGGUGACGCAACAUUGGAAGCAUACGGCGCCUGUGUGUACAUAAGAUCAAUUCUACCUGGACAACCUGCGGUGAUGAAGUUGUUGUGUGCAAAGUCCAAAAUCGUCCCUAAGACUGUGCUGACGAUUCCAAGAAAGGAACUUUUAGCAGCGCUUUUGCUGAACCGUUUGGUGAAAAAGGUGUUGGCAGCAUUAGCGCUGCCCUUCCGGGAUGUUACUAUGUGGUCAGACAAUCAAGUGGUGCUAGCUUGGCUAGCGAAAAACCCGGAACGCUUGGAAGUGUUUGUGAGAAACCGGGUAAGUGAAAUUACCGCUACUGGACAUAAGUGGAGAUAUGUGAAUACGCUGGAUAAUCCAGCCGAUAUAGUGUCGCGUGGCCAAUCUGCUAGUAGUCUUGAGAAGAAUGAUCUUUGGUGGAAUGGUCCUUUGUUCCUGCGCAGUGAAGAAUAUCAGGUGGUGGUACCAGGUCCACUUUCCGAUGAAGAGGUUCCAGAGUUACGGCGUGCCACUAUUUCUUCUGCGGUGGUAUUGUUGGAGAAGUUGCCUGUAUUUUCUAAGUUCGAGUCCUUCAGGAAGAUGCAGCGAGUUUUGGCAUAUGUUUUGCGUUUCUGCCAGAACGCGAAACAAAAGGUUAAGCAGCAGAGAAUCACACAGCGGUUUCCAACAGUGAUAGAGAUGCGUACCGCCUUGAAACUCAUCGUCAGGGUGGUUCAGUUGCAGCAUUUUGGUAAGGAAGUUGGCAUCAUCGAGUCUGGUGAGUACUGCAAAAGAUUCUCUACAUUGAACCCCUUUCUUGACGAUGGAAUGAUUCGUGUUGGUGGCCGACUGCGAAAUUCGAGUUUGCCCUAUGGCGUUAAACACCAGUGGAUCUUGCCUAAUCAAGAUAAAAUGGUCCAGCGUCUGAUUGAAGCCAUUCAUCGUGAGAAUUUGCAUAUUGGACCUUCGGCUUUGCUGGCUCAAUUACGUCGCCAAUUUUGGAUUGUGGGAGCUCGUUCUGCUGUGCGCAAGGUAACCCGAAAUUGCGUGCGAUGUUUCAAGUUAAAUCCUCCGUGUGCCACUCAAUUCAUGGGGGAUCUUCCGGUUGCAAGGUGUGAUAAAGCUCCCGCUUUCGUGAAGGUUGGCGUUGAUUUUGCGGGCCCCAUCCUUAUUAAGCAGACUGGAAGAAAAGCAGCACCUGUAAAGGGAUACAUUAGUGUCUUUGUUUGUAUGGUAACGAAGGGCAUUCACCUGGAAUUAGUGGAAGACCUGUCAGCCGAUGCCUUCGUUGCUGCCUUGCUGCGGUUCGUCUCUCGACGUGGUGUCCCUGAACAGAUUUUCUCCGACAAUGGGACAAAUUUCGUCGGGGCUCGCAACGAGCUUAACGUGCUAUAUAAGCUUUUUAAGGAGCAAGCAACAACUCUCAAGAUUUUUGAGUUCUGUCAGCCUCGGCAGAUUGAAUGGAAGAUGAUUCCACCAAAUGCGCCGCACAUGGGUGGUAUCUGGGAAGCAGGAGUCAAGAGCACUAAGACUAUCUUGAAGAAGAAAUGUCAAUCGAGUCUUUUAAACACGUCGGAGUUUUCAACCUUGCUUUGCCAAAUCGAAGCUCAGCUAAACUCGCGGCCUUUGUAUGCUCCUUCCGAGGAUCCAUCGGAGCUUGAGCCGUUGACGCCAGGUCACUUCAUGAUCGAUCGACCUUUGACGGCUAUUCCGGAGCCAAGCUGCGAGGGUAUUCCAGUCAAUCGUCUGUCUCGUUGGCAGUAUGUCCAGCGUCUGCGAGAAGAUUUCUGGAAGCGAUGGUCACAAGAGUACCUAUUGGAGCUUCAAAAACGGAAUAAGUGGAAUAAGAGGCAAGGAAACAUUAAACCAGGAAUGGUUGUCCUGAUCAAGGAUGACAACUUACCACCACAAUAUUGGAAAAUGGGCAAGGUGGAAAACUCGUAUUUGGGAUCAGAUGGAUUCGUCCGGGUUGUGGAUAUUCGAACCAAAGGUGGUUUAUUAAAGCGUCCAAUCCACAAACUGGCCCCUUUGCCUAUACUGGACAAUGAGUGCAAGGAAUCCGCGGGGGAGGAUGUUCGAGCCGUCCCUGCUGAAUAA